CCCUGUGAUUUGGAAGACUUGAUCCCAGAAUUUGUCUUCUAGGCAUCCAUCUAUGUUAUAAAUCCAAAACGUUGACAAGCAACAAGCUCCAUCAGUCGGAUAGUUGUAGUAGUUGAUAUAUGUUAUAGUUUUAAACCACAGGCUGCUGUGAGCCUAUAUACUGUCUAUGCUUUAAGCAUCUGACACAUUGGCGAUAGUGCUGCCUGAGAGGCUAAACGCAGGGCAUAAAGACCCCGGGCUCAUAGUGCGCGGGUUAUUUAGUUAUUUACAAAUUGUAAACUGCGCCGUUUUGCUACCGCUAACGUUUGUCAUCAAACGGGCAAUAUAGCUAGCUAGCUGGCUCACCAGAUUUUACAUGAUUACAUAGUGGUUCCUUACUUGAUUUUAGAGAGUGGAUUCAAAUAAAUGCAUUUCGGGAGCUAAUCAAGUAACGUUAAGAACAGUUAUUAAAAACAAAAUGAUAGCUAGCUAACCGUUAGCAUAACCUAGCUAGGUAUCGCUCUCGGAAACAAUCGUCUAACGUCUAAAGUUGGCCUAGCUAGCUAACCCAAAUGGAGACAAAUUACCCUACCUUGAGGAGACCGAAGAGGAAACUCUGCUACCUUACAAACAAGGAAAGUGCAUCUAAACAAUGGGAAGGAACACUGACAUUGGGAGACAUUGAUAGGAUUUUUGACGACUUGGAUCCAUCCUCACAUGAUAAUGAUGACCUAUUGCCCCCAUCUACUCUGCUCCAGACAUUUGAUAUUGAGACAAACCAGUGUAAGAAAGAGACUUCACCUGUCCCCCCGGAACGACACCUAACGGAACAACUUCCAGAAUGCCAAAUGGGUCCUAAAGGAGAUGUACUACAACCUGCAACAAGGUCACUCAGUCCUAAACUAGACAUUGAUUUGGACAUCCCAUUCAAAGCACAUAUGCCAGUGAAGACAUCUAGCCCUAUUGAAGAGAAUAUGGUUGUUGAAGAGCUAGACAAUGAAAAAGACCAAGUUGCGUCACCACUUCUCUUUGCCUGUGAAGAUGAAGGAAAAGAAGAGGCAAAUACAGAGCCUCUACUCAUCCAAAACCCCCAGUGCAAUGGACAUGUCACAGAUGAAGACAACUCUCAGUUGGAGUCUCCUCCAAGCAAGAUUGUUUUAAGCAAACCCAAGAUGUCCAAUCACAAGAACAAGGUGGAGGGAUCAUGCAAAGAGAGUCACCCAGUCAAAGAAAAAACACCCAAAAAACCUCCAGCACCUGUUUUGGAAGGCAAAAUAAAAACCCCAAAGCAAGAAAAUUCAGGCCCACCUGUGUUAGCAGUGAGACAGAAGCCUGAACUUGUAGAUCCUGAGAAAAAAAUAGAAAAUGUUCACAUGCAGCCAUCGGUGGAGUCCACCCGUGUAGGAAAAGACAUGCCGGCGUUUCUUAAGAAGCUUAGAGAUGCCGGACAACCCAAACCUGCAUGUUCCGGGAGGUCACCGGUGAAAGUACCCACUCCUCCUCCUGAGCCAGAGGAUGAUUUCCUGAUUCUGGAGGAUGAUAGACCACUUUGGUUUUCCAUCCCAAGUAAAACUGCCACCAGUAAGAAACGGAGACAAAGCAGGACUCUCAUCAACGACAAGGACAGGUCAACAGACAAGGGCACUCAGGAUAGCCCUCUGGGGACUGCACAAAAACCGCAGGAUUCUGAACAGACAAAGAGCAAACUGGGAAGUCAAACUGUCAAUCAGAAAACGAAGAAGGUGAAAGGGAAAAAUGAUGUGAUUGAGCCUGAAAAUGAUGAUGAAUUGCCCAGUCCUGAGGAUCCUCCUGAGGGGGACUUAAUGGAAGAAGAGAAACCAAACAAAAAGAAACAAGUUAAGAAGGUACCAUCUGAAGAACAUGACAAGGAAGAGGAGAACCCUGAAGAUGGAGUCAGAAGGAAAUGCAUAAAGAUCAACUCGCUUUGAAAAUGGAAAAGAAAGCUCAGAAGUCUUCUGACAUGAAGAGAUCAAAGUCUUUAAAAGAUGGAAAUCAAAAGGCCAAGAAAAGCAGGGCUACUA
Messenger RNA from Perca flavescens (yellow perch), 2021 nucleotides. Its product is annotated as microtubule-associated protein 1B-like. The transcript has 10 exons. NCBI's taxonomy places the organism in Eukaryota, Metazoa, Chordata, Actinopteri, Perciformes, Percidae. The coding region runs from base 552 to 1928 and encodes 458 amino acids. The record is from RefSeq and is a predicted model, not a curated record.